Molecule: messenger RNA, 3148 nt
Organism: Hemicordylus capensis (graceful crag lizard)
Lineage: Eukaryota; Metazoa; Chordata; Lepidosauria; Squamata; Cordylidae
Product: D-threo-3-hydroxyaspartate dehydratase-like
Exons: 8
Coding region: 277-1395 (372 amino acids)
Biological process (GO): D-serine catabolic process
Molecular function (GO): D-serine ammonia-lyase activity
Source: RefSeq, a predicted model, not a curated record
UCUCCGGCCCUCUUCUGGCGCUCUCAGGUUUAGCUGGCUGGCUGACGUUAUCCCGCAAGUAUUGAUUCCUUUAUGUCGCGCCUCUCUCGAAGAGAAACCAGAUAUUUAUAUUUAUUUAUCCGUGGCCUGGUUGGCUGACAAAACCCGGGAGUGGGAAACCGGAGAGAGAGAGAGCGAGCAGUAGCGCGAUUCCCCGUGCGUGCCAGCCUAGCCUCCAAACUGCAGGAGGCGCUGUCAGCAAGACCUGCCCGCUCCCUGCGACCAACGAGCCGAGCGAUGUGGGCGGGACGUCACGUGGAGGAGCUGCCAACCCCAGCAUUCACGGUGGAUCUGGACGUGGUGAAGCGGAACACGCAGCGCAUGAGAGAACGCUUCCAGGUGCUGGGCGUGGGCUUGAGGCCUCACAUGAAGACGCACAAGACGCUGGAAGGCGGGGACCUCAUGACUGGGGGCACUCGGAGGAGAAUCGUGGUCUCCACCUUGGCCGAGGCCAGGUUCUUUGCAGACGGCGGUUUUGAUGACAUCCUGUAUGCCUACCCGCUGCCCUUUGACAAGUUGGAAGAAUGCGCCUCGUUGGCAGAGAGACUGGAGAGCUUCCAUGUGCUGGUGGACAGCUCCGAGGCCCUGGCUCUCUUGAAGAGGAGGCGUCUCAGCCCAGGGAAGCUCUGGAAGGUCUGGCUGAAGAUAGACUGCCAAAAUGGCCGAGCUGGCCUGAGUAAUACUGACCCAGCUGCCCUGGAGCUGGCCAGGGCGAUUGCAGAGGCGCCUACCGAGCUGCUGGGGAUCUACGCGCAUUGCGGCAACUCUUACAGCUGCCGCGGGGUGUCUGAAAUCCAGUCUGUGGCUCAGGCCACCACCCUCUGCACCCUGAACUUCAUGGACAAGCUGCGAGAAGCCGGGCUGGCGUGUGGCUCUGUCUCCAGCAUCGGCUCCACGCCGUCCUGCAGUCACCCGGUGCCCGAGAUGGCCAGACUCAAGGAAGUCCAUCCUGGCAACUACAUCUUUUACGAUGUCCAGCAGAUGAUGAUCGGUUCUUGCCAGCUGGAGGAUGUCGCUGUCCGGGUCCUGACGAGGGUGAUCGGCCACUACCCGCAUCGUAACCAACUGCUGGUGGACUGCGGAUGGACCGGUCUCAGCCUCCACAGCCUGGGCCAGCUGCCAACGGGCUAUGCCCUUGUGGAGGGUCAUCCCAACCUCAAGUUGGUGGGGAUGACCCAGGAGCAUGGCAGAAUCGAACCCACCACUGGGGAGUUGGAUUUCUCCAAAUAUCCCCUGGGAAGCCUCCUGGCACUGAUUCCUUAUCAUGCCUGUGCGACAGCUGCCAUGCAUCCGCUCUACUACGUCCACAGCCAGGGCCAGCUGGUGGCCACGUGGAAGCCGGUCCGAGGCUGGUAGGAAGGAGCCCGGAGCCAAAGGGGCAGGACAGCUGGGCUAGGAAGGGCCUUCUGGAAGAAGUCAGCUCUUUGGUCUCCCCCCCUUAAUUUUAAUAUCAAAAAGAGGACAUGUAUUCACAGACAAAAACAAAACAUUUGGCCCUCAUACUUAUUUCCCACCUUCCUUUCAUGCUGGAGUUCAACAUGGCACAUGGCAGGGUGCAGGUGUUCUCCCAUCCAGGCACUGGCCAGAUCCAAACCUGCUUAGCUUCAACAAAGGGGCUGCCCUCAGGCCACGCUGUGUUACAGAAACAGCCUGCCUUGGGGCUUCAGAGAGCACCCCUCUAUGUGAUGUGGAGUUGCAGGCUUGCAACCUUCAUCUUGGCUACUUAGGAACAUAGGAAGCUGCCAUAUACUGAGUCAGACCACUGGUCUAUCUAGCUCAGUAUUGUCUUCCCAGACUGGCAGCAGCUUCUCCAAGGUUGCAGGCAGGAAUCUCUCUCAGCCCUGUCUUGGAGAUGCUGCCAGGGAGGGAACUGGGAACCUUCUGCUCUUCCCAGAGCGGCUUCUGGGAAGAGCAGGGUUCGAGUGGUAGCACUCUGCUCCUCCUCACCCUUCCUGCUUCCUGCUUUUCUGCUCCCUCCUCCCUGCAAGGAAGUCUGUCUGUGCACCCCAACCUGCAAGUGUAACUAACCCCAUCAGUCUAUACGUGAAGUUGUGGGGUUUGCCCCGGCGUGCAUCACUUUACUCUUGCUUACGUUGGACCGCAUUUGCCAUUUUCCUCUUGGAGUGCCUCACAAUCUGUUGUGGAUUUCACUACCCUAAAUAGUUUGGUGUCAUCUGCAUAUUUGGCCACUUCACUGGGUGCCCCAACUUCUAGGUCUUUUAUGAACAAGGUAAAGAGCACUAGUCCCAGUACCAAUGAUCCCUGGGGGACCCCACUUCCUACUUCCCUCCAUUGUGAAAUCUGUGCAUUUAUUCCCACACUCUAUUUCCUGUUACCAGUUACCGAUCCACACCUGAACCUGUCCCCUUAUCCCAUGACAGCUAAAUUUACUCAAGAGCCUUUGGUGGGGAACUUUGUUAAAAGCUUUUUGGAAGUCCAAGUACACUAUAUCGGCCAGAUCACCUUUAUCCACAUGCCUGUUGUUGACACUCUCAAAGAACUCCAAAAGCUUUUUGAGGCAAGACUUCCCCUUGCAGAAGCCAGGCUGGUUCUCCUUCAGCAGGGCCUGUUCUUCUAUAAAGGUAAAGUGUGCCCUCAAGUCGAUUUCGCCUCCUAGCACCCCCAGAGCCCUGUGGUUGUCUUUGGUAGAAUACAGGAGGGGUUGACCACUGCCUCCUCUUGUGCAGUAUGAGAUGACGCCUUUCAGCAUCUUCCUGUGUCGCUGCUGCCCAAUACAGGUGUAAACAUACCUGCGGGGAUUUGAACCAGCAACCUUCUGCUUGUUCGUCAAGCAUUUCCCCGCUGCUCCACUUAAGGUAGUUCUUCUAUAGGUUUAACCAAUUUAUCCUUAAGCAUGUUGUGGAAAUCUCUAGUAAUCUGCAGUGCAUAAAUAUUUGUCCAUUACGGUUAAUGAGCCUCUCCUCACCCAUGCAUUGAAUCGGUGGUUUAUCCAGCUCUGGGAGUUUCCAAGAUUUCAGAAGCCAGUCUGGUUCGGGUGGGGACAGGCAGCCAUUUAAUUAAUUAAUUAAUUUAAUUUAAUUUAAUUGAUGUAUGCAAACCGCUUUGGUCGAAAAGCAGUAUAUAAAUACUCGUCGUAUUUGUGUUCGUA